Molecule: messenger RNA, 2025 nt
Organism: Paramecium octaurelia
Lineage: Eukaryota; Ciliophora; Oligohymenophorea; Peniculida; Parameciidae
Source: the annotation of a GenBank genome assembly
AUGUUUUAAGAUUAUAAUCUAGAAGUGCAAGAUACAUGGAAUAUUGAGUAGAACCUUAAGGAAAAAUGGUUGCCUCUCUAUUAAAAGGAUACUCAACUAGCUAUGAAGAUAUUAAUUGCUCUUAAAAGUGAUAUUCAAAAAUAGAUGACUUCUUUUAUUGAUUCAUCAAUAGAUUAUAUGAAAAGUUUGGAUGAUUAAGUCUAAUAAUUGGAACUUAAAUCAAAUUAAAUUGCAUCUUUCCUUUACUAACUACCUUCCAAUGUUUAUAGUAACCCUAAUAAAUUAAAUUUAUUAAUAUCUGAAUAAUUAGAGGAUGGAGAAAGGAUCAAAGAAGUUUUGAAGAAUAAAUUAAGGAAUUUUGUAAAUUCGGAAGCUUUAAAUAACUUAUUUUAGAAAAUUUCACAAAUAAAGUUCGACGAUUCAAUCAGAAAUUUUAAUAGAAUAUUUUUACCUCAGUAAAAGUAAAAAGAUGGGACUUGGACUUGCGAACAACACAAAGAAAGUAUAAGAUAUGUUUAAUUAAAUGGAGAAAUAUCUAAUAAGCUAGCUUGUGAAUACUGUAGAUAAUUAAAUAAAAAUGGAUAAUACAUUACCAUUUAAAGUUUGAAAAAUAGAUGGAAUGAAUAUAUACUAGAAACUGCAAGGUCUUUUAAUUUGGCCUAGAACAAAUUGGCAUAAAAAUCACACAUCAUUUUCUAAACAAUUAACUCAUUACAAUUACAUUUUCAAAAGUUAAUUGAUUAAAUCAAUUAAUAAUUGAAUAAUUAAACUAAUUUCGAAAAUGAUUAAUUUCACCAACAGUUUUACUUGAUGCAGUAAGAAUGGACUGAAUUAUCCACAAGUUAAUUAGUGGAUGUAGCUUACAUCUGCAGUUAGAGAAAUUAGAAUGAAUAAAUUGAAUAGGAGUUUAAAUAUAAAGACAUCCAAAUCUCGAAUAUAUUGAAUUAAUCAAAAUGUUUUUCUAAUAUGCUGAUUGCUCAGUUUGAAUCAUUUCUCAAGUAUUGGAAUAAGCCAUCAGUCAAUGAUUUUCAAAAUAGUGAGUUUGUUGAACCUACAAAUUAAGCUAUUCCUUUGAAUUAUUAGUUACUGGAGUAAUAUAAUGUUAAAGAAGAUAAAUGCUUAUCAUUUGCUUUCAAUAGUGAUUCCAGCAUUUUGGUGGUUGGAUGCAAUUGUAUUAUUAAGGUAUUUGAAUUUAAACAAGGCCAAUUAACUUUAAGAUAAAUCUUAAACGACCACAAAGAUUAUGUGAGAUGUUUAUACUUUAUGAAUAGGACUAAUUAAUUCAUUUCGGGUUGCAAUGACUGUAAAAUCAUGAUAUGGUCUUGUGAUAGUAACAACCUUUGGUAUUGCUAAUAGGUUUUGGAAGGACAUACUGAUUAUGUAAGGGCUGGAGUAAUCAUGAAUAAUAGAGAAGACCUGAUUAUCUCUGGUUGUGAUGAUCGUUCCAUAAGAUUCUGGUCUAAGAAAGAUAGUCAAUGGUAUUGCAAAUAAAUACUAAAUGGUCAUUCUGCCGAAGUACGUAGCUUAAGUCUCAACCCUUCUUCAACUUAACUUAUUUCUUGUUCAACUGGAACUGAGAUCUUUUUGACUUAAUAUUCUUAAAAUAGGAAACUAUGGUAUAUAAAUUUGAUUAUACCUACAAAUAAGUGCGGAUAUAGUUUAAGAUUUAUUAAGGAUGAUUUAUUCACUUUCUAACCUUAUGAUUAAGCAGUUCUUUAGAUAUAUAAGAGAGAUUAAGAAACGCUAAAUUUCUCGAUCAUCUAAGAGCUUAAAGUAUACUCAAAAGAUAAUAGAUUGGAUUUUUUUUCUUAAUAAAUGAUUGAAGAAAAAUCUAUUCUAUUACACAAAACUGGGAACACCAUUAAUAUUAUUUAAAUCAAUCAGAAAAAUAAUGAAUUUUCUGUUGUGCAAUCAAUUUAAAGUUCAGAUGUUUAUCUAUAUGGUGCUAUGACUAGAGAUGGUAAAUAUCUAGUUACAUGGGACAAUGAAAGUAGAUGCAUCAGAAUAAGAAAAUAUCAAUAAUGA